This is a messenger RNA of Leptosomus discolor (cuckoo roller), 2356 nucleotides long. The record is from RefSeq and is a predicted model, not a curated record. Lineage: Eukaryota; Metazoa; Chordata; Aves; Leptosomiformes; Leptosomidae.
AUUGUCCAGACGGAAGAAGAGCAGCCUCAAACCGGGACCCUCCACACGAUGCUCUCAACAACUCUGGAAUAAAGAAAACCUGGAACUAAUCAGGGCUGAGGUUAAACAGGUCUCUCCACCUCAGCGGAUGACAAGAUCCCGGGCUGCAACAUUUGCUAAAAGCUCAGAGAUCCUUCCUGAGAUCCCUCCUCUUCAGCAAGCGAAAGGGAAGGUUCCCUUAGUAGAAUUGGAUGUCAACAGUCACGUUAGUGCUGACCUACACGUCCAGAAAGCGGCAUCUAAACCAGCGGAGAAGCUCUCCACGACCAUCCUCCUGAGCCCAGAUGAUGGUUCUCCCAAGGAAAGCGAGGCUGCCAAAUCGCCGCCUGUGCCCGCGGCCUCUGAGCUGGUGGUCCCUUGUACCCCUGAGGCGAGCGCUGCAAGAGAAAGCGAGGCUGCAGCUAAGUGGAACACAGCAGAGGCAGCUAAUGCUACUGUCAUUUUAAGCGAAGAGCCCAGGCUGGAGGAGGUAGAUGACUCCCUCCAGGUGCUAGCGGGGCCUGACAAGGAGCCUUCCCAGUACACAAGGGAUAGCCCAGGGACUCCGACGGGCUCUAGGCUCAGCCGCCGCUCUGUCCGCAGAAGUCUGAUGGGUAAAACUUCCAUGACUCGCAGAACCUCCUUGGCAGAGAAGUACUCCCUAGCCAGGAAGAGGGAAAGCACAAUCCGGAAAUCUGUCACCAGGACAAUGGUCAAGAGGAAGGCAGCUCAAAAGUCAUCCGUGUCAUCCGAUCGCGUGGGUGUCUCCAGCUCUGGAGAGGUGCCAGAGGACGAAGAAACAGUUGUCAAAACUGGGCCUCCUUCUGGACCUUGUACCCCCUCCAAGCAGGAUGGCCAAAGCCUGCGAAUGUCCCUUCGCUCUCGAACCGUCAGCAGAAACGAGCAGCCGCAGGAGACGAGCAGCAACGAAAACAACUUAAAUAAGAACGUGGAGACCCAGGAACCUCCCCAGAGUGCCAGGAGAAAGCCCAGUUAUAAGAGAGCUGUGGAUAAACGCUAUGACAGUCAGCAAGCAGAAGAUGGAGGGCUUUCUCCUCCAAGAAGAAAGACCCCAUCCCCUGCCUUCCCAGCCAGCAAAGUUGUGCGUCCUUUCAAAACGUUUUUGCACACUGUGCAGAAGAACCAGCUCCUCAUGACGCCAAGCUCUGUGGGGAGAAACGGAGUAAUAAAAUCUUUUAUCAGGUACAAUACUCCUCUCCAGUCUAAUCCCAAGGAAUGGGAGAGACAGAAGCUGCAGGCUCUGAGGAAAAAGCAGGAAGCUGAGCAGCUGAGAAGACAAAAACUGGAGGAGGAGAAGCAGCGGCGCCUAGAAGAGGCAAGGCUGAAGCGUGAGGAGCGCCUGCGCAAAGUGUUGCAAGCUCGGGAGCGGGCAGAGCAGAUCGAACAGGAGCGGAAAAGGCGCAUUGAGCAGAAGAUCGCUCUGUUUGAUGAGAAGACUGAGAAGGUGCGGGAAGAAAGGCUGGCAGAGGAGAAGAUCAAAAAGAAAGCAGCUGCCAGGAAAAUGGAAGAAGCAGAGGCCCGGCGCAGGCACGAUGAAGAGGCCAGGAAACAAAAAGCCCUGCAGCAGGAGGAGGAGGAACGUCGGCACAAAGAGCUAAUGCAGAAGAGGAAGGAAGAGGAGCAGGAACGUGCCAGGAAGAUUGCUGAGCAGAGACAGGCGGAACAGGAGAGGGAGAAACAGCUGGCUGCAGAGAGAGAGCUAGAGAGGAAGAAGGAACAGGAGAGGAUCCAGGCAGAGAAGCUGCGUGAACAGCAGGAGAAGGCUGCUCGCCUGCAGGAGGCGUCGGCUGCUAAAGAACAGCUGCACAAGGAGGUGGAGAAGAAUGAACAGGAGGAGCAGAGGCUGGCAGAGAUGAAGAGGCAGGAGCAAGAACAGAAGAAACUGCCAGAGGAACAAAAGGCUAAAGAUAGAGCCCAAACUCAGCACCUAGAAAACAAAGAGGAUUCGCCGGCCUGCAAUUCGUACCAGAUGACUCCGCAGGCCAAGAGAGAUCCCAAGCCGCCCGUGGUCAAUCCCAACAACUACGGGAUGGAUCUGAACAGCGACGACUCCACCGACGACGAAAGCCAGCCUCGCAAGCCCGUCCCUGCCUGGGCCACCGGGGCUCAGCUCAGCCAGGCUGUGACGCGCCAGUACUACAACCCUCCCAACGUGGACGCGCUCUUCGGGGUGAUCGCGAGCCCCAAGCUGGAGGACAUCUUUUACAAGAGCAAACCGCGCUACUUCAAGCGCACCAGCUCUGCCGUCUGGAGCUCCCCGCCGUUCCCGGGGGCCAAGGCGGUUCUGGGGCUGCCGUACGGCCUGAAGAAGUACUGA